UCUUCUAUGUUGUAGAAAUCUACUUUGUAUCACGAUUUACAAAGAAAGUGUCACAAUACAUCGAGAUUGAAACACGUUCCAAUUCAAACGUGUUCGAUUCAAACGCGCUAAAUGUACCGCCGUGACAAUGUUGAAUGAUAUACAUCGCUGCGAUAAUAUCCUCAGGAAUUCCUGCUAUAAGACUCGACAAUUCUUCUCUCCCGCGUCAUCAGUAGCGCCAGGUGCCAGGUGCAACAGCAACAGGUCGUGCGCGUUGAGCACCGCUGCAGGUAAAACACAGGUAAUAUACCUGCCCGAGGCUACGAGUCCAUCCCCACCUGAGGUCCGGUUCUCUCUCCUUGCUCUCUCGGCCGGCUCUCCGGCUGGCUUUCCUUCGAGGUGAGUCGGGAGUCAAGCCGUUAGUAUCGUUGCCGUUGUGACUGGAAUGGUGGUGUGAUGUGCAUCGCGACGAAGUGCGCAUCCUGAAGGACAGCGAAGUACGUGGAUAUUACGCACAGAGGCAGUUGAAGAGGCCCUUCCUCCCCCUGAUUCCCCGCUAUCGAAUCUCUUUUCAUCCCCCGGUGCUCGCGUGAGAUCGAGCAAGAUCGAGAGAGCCGCGUGCCCGCGUUCUCCAAAAUCCCCCCGUGGUCCAGCUCUCCUCUUCGCAGUUCGUGGUGCGCUUCAUGGCAGCUUCAUCUUCGCGCUGAUGCCCACAUACAGUCGGUAGCAAUAAUCACCACGUAAUCGCGGUGAGUGCGAGGUGAAGCUAACGGAAGAGACGAGAGAAAAAGAGAGACCGAGGAUAUUCGACGAAGAAGAGAGAAAGGAGAGAACGAGAAAAGAUAUCGAAGAUAAAAUAUCAAGAUGCCGUGCUCCGCAGUGACGCUGUCUCUUGCCACCAUAACCGGUAUAAUCGCCACUGCUCUGCUGGCGAUCGCCUUCUCCACGGACAACUGGCUCUACACCGAGGUCAAGCGCGCUCAGAUCCAGCAAUACGCGAGCAAGCAUGCCGAACAAAGCCAUUUGGUGGAACAAAUGAACAUGAAAUAUUAUUACUUCACAAGGACUCAAGGUCUAUUUAGGAUAUGCUAUCCUAAAGAGAGACCACCAACGGUCGAAACUUAUCUGAGCCCCGUGGAGACACAUUGCAUGAAUAUUGAUUAUUUCAUUCCCGAUGAAGAAAACCAAACCAGAGGCUUCUCUGACGAUGCCAUGACACGAUUACAUAUGGGGAGAUCCGUGAUAGCUCUAUUCAUGGUCGCCUUUCUUGCGAUAUUUUCGGCAUUCUGGACAGGAGUAGUGGGCUGCUGGAGAAGAUCAGCAGGGAACAUCACGGCUACAGCAAUUCUAAUGUUAUUCGCCUGUCUACUGAGUGCUGGUGGUAUGGGCCUCUGGCAUGGCGUCGAGUAUUAUGAAAAAGAAAAAAUCGUCGGAGAGGAAUAUUAUCAGCAAUGGAGCAACGUUUUAAGGGACAAUACGGCGCAAUGGUACGACUGGUCGUUUUACCUCGCCUGGCUGGGGGUAGCUACGUGUCUGGGCACAAUGACGCUAUUCCUGAUCGCAGCAUCCUGCCUAAGAAGGGAGCGUGCUCGCGAGCAGGCCCAGAACGUUCAGUACAUCAUGCCAGUGUACCCGCAGAAGCAGCAGUACGCGUAUGCCGGAUAUCCGGCACCGGCGGCGUAUCCAGGACCGUAUUAUCACGGUUCCCAAUACGGGCCUUACAAUUACUGAAGGAACUCGGCCGAUCGGCAUCGAUGGAAAGAAAGUAUCCCGAGCACAUCAGUGCUCGUCGCUAACAUCGAAAAUUCGCAUCACUUAGCAGAACGAGGACCAAAAAUAAACACGAAAUCUGAGAAACUCGUCAAAGUCGAUCCGUGAUCGCGCUCCGUGAUGCAAAGGAUCUAUCGAUCUGAAGCGAUCGCGUCGAUCUCGAACGUAAAUUGAAUUUCAUUUUAAAAUUCGUGGCUUCGGAUAUUACGCGAAAUGUAAAAACGCCACGAGAUCCCCAAAAUAUAGCUCUUUUCUUCCCGCGAUAGACCGAUCGUUUGACUCCAUCCGACCAGAAGCAAAAAUUCCAGGCAAUACGAAAAUCCGAAAGAUGUCCGAGAGAAGUCCAAAAGGAAUCUGAAAAAUGAGGGAUUCCCUUUGGACUUUUUUUUACUGCAUCUUUUGGACGUUCGCGUUGUUCGGGAAGCUCGACUUGCGCGAGACGGUUGCUCAAAAAAUACGCGUAUAUUACACUUUAGAAGCGAGAUUACUUUGUAUUUUUCCAGUUCGAUAAGUAAGAUAUCAAUCAUCCCUCACGCAUCUUUCCCAUGUGUGCUUAUCGCAAGGGAGAUACGCGUUCCCAUCGUACAUCGUUUCCAUCGGACUCCGAUCGGUUUCACCGAGCUUUCUCGCAUUCCCAUUAACGAGCGUUACAUGGGUGAUUCAUUCAUCAUGGUAACGGUCCCUGGCAAAAAGAGAAGGCCUGACAGAAAAUGCAAUCGGGCGAUCACCGGAUUUAAUGGACGUUACUCGCCUCGAUGAAACUCGGUAAAAACAGUCACGAGUCUUGUAAUUGAUUCGAUCGACCAUACGUUGAUUGAAUUUAGAUCCGAGAAGCUUGGCUCGCGUCGAUGGGCGUCGCGCGUUUAUUAUUAUUUAUUUAACGCGAUCGAAACUCAAGUUUCUCUUUCGAGAAGAGGACUGUCGAGCGAGCGAAGCGAAAAAUGACAUAACGCUCUCAUCUCCUUGGUAGUACCAAAUAUUAAAUAAAUAUCCUGACUCUAAAAAUAAAUAUCGCGAUUUCGCGAGAAUAUUUGUUUUCGCACCGCGAACUUGGUUUUAACACUUUCGAAUCCAAUUCGGAACAACAGAUUUAAGUUGAAAGUAUCGACAUACGUAAUUAGAAUAUAAGUGAUUUGAAGGAAAAUUAUAGGUCAGGUCACUUUAUAUUAAUUGUACUUCCAAUAAAAAUCUAUCGUUCCAGCCGUUGAUGUGCGUGCACGAUGCGAAAUUUGAUUAAAUAAAUUAAAAAUUCAAUUUGAAAAUGUUAAAACUAUUUUCUCGGGCGUAUACAAUCUACGUAACGUAAAAUAUAAAUGUUUAUGUAAUAUAUGGUGCUACUAGGAUCGUUACGCGAUAACAAUUCGCAAAGUUCGUCUAAUACAUAGCUCUUUGAUAAUGUUGAUUUUUGUAAGGUUCAUUACAUCGAUACUUCUAUGUAAGAUGUUUAGGAAGUAAAGAAAAAUAUUACAAUUAUUUUA
Molecule: messenger RNA, 3227 nt
Organism: Acromyrmex echinatior (Panamanian leafcutter ant)
Lineage: Eukaryota; Metazoa; Arthropoda; Insecta; Hymenoptera; Formicidae
Cellular component (GO): membrane
Source: RefSeq, a predicted model, not a curated record